AUGAGGGAAUCUUUAGUUUGCAACGAAAAUUCGUUGUUCAAGAAUUUGGCUCGUUAUUUAGUGAAACGACGUGAUUUCCCAUUGUGGGCGCAAGUUUUGGCCGAAGAUAACCAGUACAGACGUCAACUUAUUGAUCAGGUCGUUCAAACAGCACUCUCAGAAACACAAGAUCCCGAAGAUAUCUCAACAACCGUGAAGGCGUUCAUGGCUGCUGAUCUACCGAAUGAGCUGAUCGAAUUGCUUGAGAAGAUCGUCCUUGAUAACUCAGCAUUCGCAGAACAUAGAAAUCUGCAAAAUCUGCUCAUUUUGACGGCGAUCAAAGCGGAUCGUACCCGUGUAAUGGAGUACAUUCAAAAGCUGGACAACUACGAUGCACCGGAUAUUGCAAAUAUCGCCAUAUCAAACGAAUUGUACGAAGAGGCUUUCGCGAUCUUCAAGAAAUUCGACGUCAACACGGCGGCUAUCAACGUAUUUUAUCUGAUAUAUUUCUGUGCAAUUUUCACUUCUUCUGAUUGGGCUUAUUUGUGA
Messenger RNA from Anisakis simplex (herring worm), 528 nucleotides. Lineage: Eukaryota; Metazoa; Nematoda; Chromadorea; Rhabditida; Anisakidae. The record is from the annotation of a GenBank genome assembly.